AUGCGUUUCACCGCCGUUGCCGUCGGGGCCAUGGCUCUGGCUGCCCCUAUGGUCUCUGCUGCCACCCGUCAUCAGCGUGGCCUCGUCCACCCUUCAGAGCACCGUGCUGGUGACCUCUUCCAGAAACGAGGCGACGAGCAGCACCACAGCAUCACCAAGCGUCAGCUCGCCAGCGUCUCCAAGAACGGCAUGCCUUACCCUCCUGCCGGUUCCGACCCUCCUCCCGCCAGCUCGCUUCCCCAGGCUUGGAUCGACCGCUACAACCAGAAAAAGGCCGCUGGUCUCAUCCCCAACAUCCCCCUUUCCGUCACUGAUCCCGUCACCCGCGCCACGGCCUACCCGGCGGGCACCGACAUGACCAACGUCUGCUCGUGGACCGUCCAGAAGUGCGACACGGGCGACAUCUGGCUUGCUCCCGACAACUACGUUUCGAUCACCUUUGACGACGGUCCCACUCCUCAGUCGCACCUCCUCAUCGACUACCUCUCGGCACAGCGUCAGACGGCCACGCACUUCCUCAUCGGCAGUGCCAUCGUAUGGAACCCCGACGCGAUGGACCUUUACGUCAAGUCGGACCCACCCAUGCACCUUGGUGUCCACACUUGGUCGCACACCCUUCAAACCAACAAGAACGACCUCCAGGUCCUUGGCGACCUCGGUUGGACCAUGCAGAUCAUCUACGAUCUGACUGGCUCCGUUCCCAUGUACUGGCGUCCCCCUGAGGGCGAUGUUGACGCUCGUGUGCGUGCCAUCGCUACCGAGGUGCUCGGUCUGCAGACGGUCAUGUGGAACAAGGAUGCGGACGACUGGUGCUUGCGCCAGGGCUCUGGCACUGCGCAGCUGCAGACGUGCACGACUGGUAUCGGCGCGACCUCGCAGAGCGUCACUCGGGAGAUGGUCAGCUGGGCGGACACGAACAACCGCACGGGCUUCAUCUCGCUCGAGCACGAGACGACCGACCAGGCGAUCGAGGCGUUCCAGACGUACCACCGCGCACUCAAGGCAAACAACUGGAUCGUCGGCGCCGUCCCCGAGCUGCAAGGGCUGCCGUACUACCAGAACCAGUGGAACCUCACCACGCCCAAGCAGCGCGUGGAUAGCAUUCUGCCCACGCGACAGGCGAUCAAUGUGGUGCACUCGGACGCCCGACGUGGCAGCCGCAACGCACCGGACACGAGCGCCUUCGCUGAUCUUGCGGGCAGCGGACAGGGUGCUAGGGCUUCGCAGGCCGCUUCGGCGGCGAGGGCCAGCGGAAGCUCGUCUGGCUCGGCCGCCGCCGCCACCGGCGCUGGUUCCAGCAGCUCGGGCUCCGGCAGCUCUGGCAGCGGCAGCUCGGGCGGCUCGUCCACCGGCACCGUCGGCGCCACCAACAAGGGCUCGUCGUCGACCUCGGGCGCAUCGAGCCUCGUCGCUGGCGCAUCCACCGUCGGCCUGGGCGCCAUCGCCGCUGCCCUCGCCCUCGUGCUUUGA
Molecule: messenger RNA, 1470 nt
Organism: Kalmanozyma brasiliensis GHG001
Lineage: Eukaryota; Fungi; Basidiomycota; Ustilaginomycetes; Ustilaginales
Product: Polysaccharide deacetylase
Exons: 1
Coding region: 1-1470 (489 amino acids)
Biological process (GO): carbohydrate metabolic process
Cellular component (GO): membrane
Molecular function (GO): chitin deacetylase activity
Source: RefSeq, a predicted model, not a curated record